Molecule: messenger RNA, 734 nt
Organism: Aplysia californica (California sea hare)
Lineage: Eukaryota; Metazoa; Mollusca; Gastropoda; Aplysiida; Aplysiidae
Product: ubiquitin-40S ribosomal protein S27a
Exons: 6
Coding region: 16-702 (228 amino acids)
Biological process (GO): modification-dependent protein catabolic process; translation; protein ubiquitination
Cellular component (GO): ribosome; cytoplasm; nucleus
Molecular function (GO): structural constituent of ribosome; ubiquitin protein ligase binding; protein tag activity
Source: RefSeq, a predicted model, not a curated record
UAAUACAAUGUUGUGAUGCUGUCUUGUUAUGCUAGGCUUCGAAAUGAAGUGUGUAUAAUUGUAUUAUUGUCACUACUGUGCUUUGAGCAUUGUUGUAAUGUUGACGUUUGGCAUCAAACUGGCCAGUCUUCCUCUGUAAAAUGUGACUGGCAGAUCGGCUGCACAUGCGUAGAUAUUUGCCUUUCCGGUUUGACAGCCAUUGCCUUCGAAAGUGGUGGCAAAAUGCAGAUUUUUGUAAAGACCCUCACGGGCAAGACAAUCACCCUUGAGGUGGAGCCCAGUGAUACUAUUGAAAAUGUCAAAGCAAAGAUUCAGGAUAAAGAGGGCAUUCCUCCUGACCAGCAGAGGUUGAUUUUUGCUGGCAAGCAGCUUGAGGAUGGUCGUACGUUGUCAGACUACAACAUUCAAAAGGAGUCUACCCUUCACUUGGUGUUGAGACUCCGUGGUGGUGGCAAGAAACGCAAGAAGAAGAAUUACACCACCCCCAAGAAAAACAAGCACAAGAAGAAGAAGGUCAAGCUUGCUGUGCUGAAAUAUUACAAAGUGGAUGAGAAUGGUAAAAUCACUCGUCUGCGCCGUGAGUGUCCCAACAAGUACUGCGGUGCUGGUGUGUUCAUGGCAUCCCACUUCGACAGACAAUACUGUGGCAAGUGCUGUCUGACAUAUGUUUUCAACAAGCCCGAGGAAGAAGCUGAGGCAUAGAAUGGGUGUUUAUUAAAUACAAAAAACCUGUA